AUGAAGUAUUUCACUUCCCUUACCCUAGCUGGUCUCACCGGCCUCACCCUCGCCUCAUCCUCAGCCAGCGAUCUCUCCAAAAGAGCCGAAUUCUGCGGCCAAUGGGACACUGCCACCGACGGCAAUUACAUCGUCUACAACGACCUCUGGGGCGAAUCAACAGCCACAUCCGGCUCUCAAUGUACCGAGAUCGUUUCCCUUAGCGGCAACACGCUCACCUGGUUCACUUCCUGGUCUUGGGAGGGAAUUUCGUAUGAUGUCAAGAGUUUCGCGAAUGCGGAGUAUACCAUUACCCCGAAGAAGUUGAGUGCCAUUUCGAGCAUUCCGACGACGUGGAAAUGGAGCUACACCGGCUCCAACAUCGUAGCCGACGUCGCUUACGACUUGUUCACCAGCUCCACCUCCAGCGGCAGCGCUCAGUACGAGAUCAUGGUCUGGCUCGCAGCUCUCGGCGGUGCAGGCCCCAUUUCUUCAUCCGGAUCGACAAUUGCAACUCCUACCAUCGGAGGAAUAUCCUGGAAACUCUACAGUGGACCCAACGGUGCUACCACUGUGUACAGCUUCGUCGCCAGCAGCGAGCAGACGAGCUACUCCGGUGACUUGCUUGCAUUUUUCAAGUACCUGGAGGAGUAUGAGGGACUUAGUUCAAGUCAAUAUUUGUUGUCUGUGCAGGCUGGUACUGAGCCUUUUACGGGAUCGGGGGCUGAGUUGUAUUCGACUUAUAGUGUCACUGUGGACUAA
Messenger RNA from Talaromyces amestolkiae, 741 nucleotides. RefSeq lists its product as uncharacterized. Gene Ontology annotation, molecular function: cellulase activity. The transcript is spliced from 2 exons. NCBI's taxonomy places the organism in Eukaryota, Fungi, Ascomycota, Eurotiomycetes, Eurotiales, Trichocomaceae. The coding region runs from base 1 to 741 and encodes 246 amino acids. The record is from RefSeq and is a predicted model, not a curated record. Gene Ontology annotation, biological process: polysaccharide catabolic process.